Messenger RNA from Microtus ochrogaster (prairie vole), 3037 nucleotides. It is a transcript of the gene N4bp1, whose product is annotated as NEDD4 binding protein 1. Gene Ontology annotation, molecular function: RNA binding. Gene Ontology annotation, cellular component: PML body; nucleus. Lineage: Eukaryota; Metazoa; Chordata; Mammalia; Rodentia; Cricetidae. Gene Ontology annotation, biological process: negative regulation of proteasomal ubiquitin-dependent protein catabolic process; negative regulation of protein ubiquitination. The record is from RefSeq and is a predicted model, not a curated record.
AUGGCUGCCCGGGUGGUGCUGGACGAGUUCACGGCGCCCGCCGAGAAGGCGGCGCUGCUGGAGCGGAGCCGCGGCCGCAUCGAGGCUCUGUUCGGCGUGGGCCUGGCGGUGCUCGGCGCCCUCGGGGCGGAGGAGCCGCUGCCCGCGCGCAUCUGGCUGCAGCUCCGCGGCGCGCAGGAGGCUGUGCACAGCGCCAAGGAAUAUAUCAAAGGAAUUUGUGAGCCUGAACUGGAGGAGAGAGAAUGCUACCCCACGGCCAUGCACUGCAUUUUUGUAGGGGCACAGAGUCUGUUUUUAAAGAGCCUAAUUCAGGAUACUUGUGCUGACCUCUGCGUUUUAGACUUCGGGCUUCUUGGCAUCAGAGGAAGCGCUGAGGCUGUGGUCAUGGCCAGGAGUCAUAUUCAGCAGUUUGUAAAGCUCUUCGAGAAUAAUGAGAACCUGCCCAGCAGUCAGAAGGAGUCAGAAAUCAAACGGGAAUUCCGACAGUUUGUUGAAGCCCAUGCUGACAAUUAUACAAUGGAUUUGUUGAUUUUGCCCACUUCCUUGAAAAAAGAACUACUGAGUCUCACACAAGGUGAAGAGAAUCUGUUUGAAGCAGAAGAUGAUGAUGUCAUUAAAACUGGAGAUAUUCAACCUCCAGAGUUGAUGCAGAAUGCUGCCCCAGGACCGAGUAUUGCUAGAGAGGAAAGUGUUUUACAAGAAGAGUCCAGAAAUAAAGCUAGGACCCCUGUUUCUGAGCUCACAAAACAAAUGGAUGCAGUCUUUCCUAGCUCUGCAGAUGUGCUCUUUGUCCCAGUAAAUGGUCUAAAUCCAGAUGAAGAUGCACUUUCCAUGGACAAAGUUUGUCACAAGAGGAGGUCUUCUGAUACAGAAGAAAGGCACACCAAGAAGCAGUUUUCCUUGGAGAAUGUUGUAGAAGGGGAGCUUCUGCAAGAUGGCAAGGCCUCAGAUGGAAAUGAAGUCCUUGACCCAUGUGACACUGCUGCUUCCAACUCUCCAAAUCUAAGCCCCGAUGGGAAAGACACCACGGAAGAAAUGGAGUACAGCAUCCUUGUAAACUUCUUCAGAACCAUGGGCUACUCCCAAGAGAUUGUCGAGAAGGUCAUCAAGGAGUACGGGCCAUCUACAGAGCCCUUACUGCUCUUGGAGGAGAUUGAGAAAGAGAACAAAAGGCUCCAAGGAGACAGAGUGUUUGCACCUUGCACUGUGUGUCCAGAUGCCGCUCAGAGAAGUGCAGGUGUCUGCAGCAGCACAAAUGAGCUCACAGCAGAUUCAACUCCAAAGAACACACAGAGUCACACAGAGCAAAACAUGGUGGAAAAAUUUUCCCAGUUACCGUUCAAAGACUCUAAACCAUGUACCUCAAAUUGCAGAGUUAAUUCUUUCAGAACAGGGCCAGUAGGACAGAAACAUGAAAUGUGGGCCUCAAACCAGAACUACAGUUGUAAUGUAGACCUUGAGACUGAUGGCCUCCCACCGUCUGUUGCCUCUUCUAGUCCUAAAGAAGUCAGCUUCAUUUCGAGGGGAGCUACAGGUCACCCCCAGAGAAGCCCAGCUGUCCCUGAAAAUGGCUUUCAACAGCAAGCAGAACCCUUGCUUCCCAAUAAUGCAAAGGCUGCCUGUGAGAAACGUUCUGGCUGCUGUAGCUCUCCUCAGCCUAAGCCACACUAUUCCCCACCACCGCUGCCCCAGCUGUUACCUUCAGCUACCGAUACACGAUGGGCAGGGGCCUUUGAGCAUAUGGAUUCCUCCGUUACGGGGGUUCAGAGAUUUCGAGAUACCCUGAAAACACCGUACAAGCUGGAAUUAAAAAAUGAACCAGGGAGAGCUGAUUUGAAGCAUAUUGUUAUAGAUGGGAGUAAUGUUGCAAUUACCCAUGGUCUGAAAAAGUUCUUUAGUUGCCGUGGGAUAGCAAUUGCAGUUGAAUAUUUUUGGAAGCUUGGCAACAGAAACAUCACUGUGUUUGUCCCACAGUGGAGAACAAGGCGCGAUCCUAAUGUCACAGAACAGCACUUCUUAACCCAACUCCAGGAGCUUGGAAUAUUAUCUUUAACUCCUGCCCGGAUGGUCUUUGGAGAACGGAUCGCUUCUCAUGAUGACAGGUUCCUGCUACACUUAGCGGACAAAACUGGGGGCAUAAUUGUAACAAAUGAUAACUUCAGAGAGUUCGUGACUGAGUCGGUGUCCUGGAGAGAAAUUAUUACAAAAAGGCUGCUUCAGUACACGUUCGUGGGGGACAUAUUUAUGGUUCCUGAUGACCCUCUGGGAAGAAACGGACCUCGGCUAGAUGAAUUUCUUCGAAAGGAGGGCUUUCUUAGAGACAUGCAGCCGCUACUCAAUGCCCUGCCAGAUGUGGGCACGUUCGAUCCUGGCUUCCGGAGCCCCAACACCCAAGUAGCCAACACCAGCCACCAGCCUCCAUCCCGGAACCAGGGAGCCUCUUCAGGCCCUUGGCUUCCUCAGCAGCCCCACUUCACACCCCUGGCCACCGUUCCCAGUAUGCAGCAGAACCUUCUCGUACCAGCACAGAGAUCUUCCGCAGAGACCAGCGAGCUGAGGGCGGCCCUGCUGAAGAUCUUCCCUGACUCUGAGCAAAAACUGAAGAUCGACCAGAUCCUGGUAGCUCAUCCAUACAUGAAAGACCUGAAUGCCCUUUCUGCCCUGGUACUGGACUGAAGAGCUGAGAGCCCACUGCUGAUGGGGACCAAAGGGAGCUGCCAACUGUGGAGUCCCGUACUGAGGAGAAGCUUUCCAGAGUGCACAGUGCUGCUCUCGGUAGGAGAAGAAAGGGAUGUGUUUGAUAUAUACAAAAGUCUGGAUUUUCAAAGCCAGCUUUUUUCUAUAUAUAAAUUAUGCUGCUAUUACAGAUUGAACAUUUUCUGUAAAAGAAAAGUACAUUUUCUGCCUGUUCAGAACUGUUUAAUAGCAGUUACUCUUGAGUGUAUUUACAACUUUAUGUUUUUUAAACUAUUUUCCUUAAAGCUGAAGAAAAAUUGACAAAUGAAUAUGGUUAGCCUUUCUAAAUAAAAUUAAAAAA